GUUUUGUACUCCACGAGCAUGAGCUAUGGGGUGGACGGAUGUAGGCUCCAAGGUAGGGCGCCUCAUCCUCGACUCCUCCCAGCCGAUCAUCAACCAGCUCCAUCGAUCGCGAUCCCUGCCGCGGCAGCAACAGCAAGAAUCCCCCUCUCCUCCUCCUCAGGACGACCUCCGAUCCUCCGGCGAUGGCGAAUUCCGCGGCCCCGACACCUCCUCUCUAUCGGCAUUCCUCUACUCCUUCCUGUCCUCCCCGCAAUCCGCCAGCGGCGGCGCGGAUGAGUCAAGAGCGUCCUCUUCGUGGGAGGAGGGCUUCUCGGGCGACCCCGACGCCGACUGGUUUGUGGUUUCUGGCAAUGAGUUAGAGCAUUCCAUAAUGGAGGACUACUUGACCAGCCACUUCGAGAGCCAGGAAGCCAUUGCCAAGCUCCCGCCAGCUUCGGAAGAAUCGUCGCUCCUCUCUGACAAGUUUCGCAGCGUUUUGUAUCCUUCGCUCCCGACGAUCGUCCAAGGCCGCACCUGGGUGCUGCUCUACAGCACAGCACGGGAUGGCAUCUCGCUGCAUACACUCUAUAGGAAAAGCGUCCUACUUCCAGGACCUUGUUUGCUGGUGGCUGGAGAUCGAAAGGGCGCAGUUUUUGGGGGAUUGCUACUCGCUCCGUUCAAGCCGACCAGGAAUAAGUAUCAAGGCACUAAUCAGACCUUCGUUUUCACAAACGUCUCUGGCCCGGCCAAAGUAUUCCGGCCAACAGGAAGGAACAGAUACUACUUCUUGUGCACAAACGACGCAUUGGCGAUCGGAGGAGGCGGGCAUUUUGCUUUGUACCUGGAUAGCGAUCUAUUAACUGGAUCAAGCGGUGCCUGCGAAACUUUCGGGAGCGAGUGCCUGGCGCAUGCUGAGGACUUCGAUCUAAAAGACGUCGAGCUCUGGGGUUUUGCCCAUUCGUCUCAGCGAAGCAGCCUUGGCAAAACAACGAACGCCUUCGAAUCUUUGUGAUGAUCCGUUUUUCGUGUACAUAUACCCGCUAGAACGAAAUAUAAAUAUAAAGAGGAUCCCAUGAUA
Messenger RNA from Selaginella moellendorffii, 1057 nucleotides. Its product is annotated as TLD domain-containing protein 2. The coding region runs from base 26 to 991 and encodes 321 amino acids. The record is from RefSeq and is a predicted model, not a curated record. The transcript is spliced from 7 exons. Lineage: Eukaryota; Viridiplantae; Streptophyta; Lycopodiopsida; Selaginellales; Selaginellaceae.